Molecule: messenger RNA, 2057 nt
Organism: Austrofundulus limnaeus
Lineage: Eukaryota; Metazoa; Chordata; Actinopteri; Cyprinodontiformes; Rivulidae
Gene: grhl2b
Product: grainyhead-like transcription factor 2b
Biological process (GO): regulation of transcription by RNA polymerase II; neural tube development; brain development
Cellular component (GO): nucleus
Molecular function (GO): RNA polymerase II cis-regulatory region sequence-specific DNA binding; DNA-binding transcription activator activity, RNA polymerase II-specific
Source: RefSeq, a predicted model, not a curated record
UAAACGUUUGGUGGUGGUGGUCCCCAACGAGAGCUCCUUCCCUGCGGUGCGGCGAGCUUACACCAGCGAGGAUGAGGCGUGGAGGUCGUACCUGGAGAACCCGCUGACGGCCGCCACCAAGGCCAUGAUGAGCAUAAACGGGGACGAGGACAGCGCCAACGCCCUGGGCCUUCUGUACGACUACUACAAGGUGCCAAAAGAAAAGAGACUUUUGCCAAGUCCCAAAAUCGCUGAACUCCCAGAGGAACAGGAGAAGAGACCAAAUGAAGCAGAAACAGUGGACAACCAUGUCCAGGUCCUCAAGUCUGUCCCCGUCAACUUGUCCCUGAGCACAGAGCAGCAGGAGGCCAAACGGGAGCUGCUGUGCAGCUCCACGGCGGGGGAGGGCUCGGUGGACGGAGGCUCUCCGGCCGCGGCCGUGGUGAAGGUCGAAACGUACCCCCCGGUCUUCAUGGUGGGAGCCGGACUCCCCUACAGGGUGGAGGGAGAGGAGCGGCUGGUUUACGAGCAGAGUCCGUACGAGGUGACCCCCGUUGGUCAUGGCUCCUACGUGAAGGAGGACAAACUGAGUCCACCCGACAGCCCGUACGAGGAGACGGAUGGGAAGUACCGCUCACCUUCCUCUCUACCUACAGACAACUUCUUAUCUCACCACGAGGCAGUGGACACCUUUCAGUACACUCUGGAUGCGACCCGUUCGCUGCGUCAGAAGCAGGGCGAGGGGCCGAUGACCUACCUGAACAAAGGCCAGUUUUACGCCGUGACGCUCAGCGAGCUCAGCGCCAACAAGCGCCUGCGUCACCCCAUCAGUAAAGUCCGGAGCGUGAUCAUGGUGGUGUUCAGCGAGGACAAGAACCGUGACGAGCAGCUCAAAUACUGGAAGUACUGGCACUCCCGGCAGCACACGGCCAGACAGCGAGUGCUGGACAUCGAUCUUCAUCACGGUGAACUGUCUGAGCACAGACUUCUCCUCUCAGAAGGGGGUGAAGGGUCUCCCUCUGAUGAUUCAGAUCGACACAUACAGCUACAACAACCGCAGCAACAAGCCACUCCACCGGGCCUACUCACAGAUCAAGGUCUUCUGUGACAAGGGAGCGGAGAGGAAAAUCAGGGACGAAGAGAGAAAACUGUUGCGCAAGAAGUCCAAAGUUCUGCUUUACGUCAGAAAGGAGACGGACGAGGUGUUCGACGCCUUGAUGCUGAAGUCUCCCACGCUCCGAGGGCUGAUGGACGCAAUAUCGGAGAAGUACGGCGUGCCCACGGAUAGGAUAGCCAAAGUCUACAAGAAAAGUAAAAAAGGAAUCCUGGUGAACAUGGACGACAACAUCGUCGAGCACUACUCCAACGAAGACACCUUCAUCCUCGGCAUCGAAAGCCACGCGGACGCCUACAAGAUAAUGCUGACGGAGAUYUGACUGUAGAUCUGAGAGACUGCGGGAGAAAUGAAAGGAGAAGCUGUGACUGCUGAUAAGCUGACGUUACCGGAGACGCUCCAUGGCUGGAGUGGUGCCGAGAGUUUGAUGUCCACACGUCUGAUUCCUCUCCAACACUCCCACUGUGAAGCAGCUCCUAUUUUCUAUGCAGGAGGACGGUGAAAUUAACAAAAAGGACUUUAUUAUGAACUGAGACUAACGUCCUCCACUUUAACGGAAUAUUUUAAUUGUAUAAAAGACUUUGUUUUAUUCUGUACAGAUGUGUUUUUUUUUUGCCAAACAAUACAUCAGAAGUAGCCACAGUUUGAAUUAGUUGGUCCCAAGUAACUUAGAUCAUUUGUAYGCCAGAAUACGUUGUUAUUAGAUGUGUUAUUAUUUAUUUGUGUGUUGCAUUUCAUGACCAGCUUAUCUAAACAUUUCACCAACUUUCUAGCACAUUUCAGUGAUUACUCACACACUCCGUUUUUUUUAAAUGACUUAAAUGCCCUUUSUUUUCCUGCAACGUGGUAAUAUUUAUGUGUCCACAGUUAGCCCAAGUGUUAUUUAGUAGAGCCUGACAUCAGGUAAUGAUACAGAAAUAUAAUAAACAUCUCAUGGGGGUGAAUAAAACCGAACUGUCAUUCA